GAAGCAGCAGAUAGAUCAAGCUUCAGCACGAGAAACAUGGCCGGCCGCGGACGAGAGCUCACGCUGCCCGCGUGGAUGAAAAAGCAGCAGCAGGAAACGGGACCUGCGCACCCUCUUCCCCCACCGCGUGGUGCGUAUCCUCCUCCCCACCACCAGCUACAGCCUCCGCGAAUGCCCCCGUCCGCGCCGUCUCAGUUCGCCAAUGCACCGGAGGCUUCAAAUGGCAGCUCCAAGUCCGCAAACCCCGCCGAAGAUCUCCGCCGCAGCUCUCACCGCAGUCGUCGCAGUCGCUCGCGCUCGUCGCACCGCCGUGAUCGCAGCCGCAGCAAAGAGAGACGCUCCUCACGCCAUCGAUCGUCUCGUGAUCGUCGCAGCCGCAGUCGGGAGCGCGAGCACCGUCGCUCCCGCGACCAGUCGGAGCGUCGUUCAGCCAGACGCAGUCGCAGCCGUUCGCGCUCGUCGACGCGCAUCGUUCGUCGCCGCAAGAAAUCUAACUUUGACGUGCGCCCACCCGGAGUCACAGAGAAGAACGCGGCAGCCUACGCUGCCCAAGCCAUUCUGCAGCAGAAUAUGGCUGCACUGUCGGGCUCGGUCGGCGCAUCAUCUUUCGGUCCGCCGCAGACGUCUACGCCUACUGGGAAUGCCCCGCCCGCGUCAUUGCAUACGCAUUCAAACCCGAACCCAGGCUACGGCUUCUCCUCGGGUUUGUCGCAGCAGACGCGUCACGCUCGUCGACUGUACGUUGGCGGCAUCGGCGAGAUCUCCGAGCCAGAGAUCACCGCGUUCUUUAACGAUGUCAUUGACCGAGCGCUGGGCGAGAAGCAGGAAGGAGGCUCCGUGGUGUCCGUGUACAUCAACCGCGAGCGUCACUUUGCUUUUGUUGAACUGCGCUCCAUUGAGCUCACGACGGCUUGUAUGAAUCUGGAUGGUGUGUCGUAUAAUGGACAGCCAUUAAAGAUCCGCCGUCCUAACGAUUAUAACCCGGCUACGGUCCCCAAGGACCUGGGACCGAUCCCUCAGCUUAAUUUGGCUGCUCUGGGCAUUGUGUCCACCACUGUGAGUGAUGGUCCGGGUAAGAUCUUCAUCGGCGGCCUGCCGUAUCAUCUCAAUGAGGAACAAGUGAAGGAGCUGCUGCAAGCGUUCGGUCCGCUGCGAUCGUUCCACCUUGUCAAGGAGCUUAGCUCUAAUCUGUCGAAGGGCUAUGGAUUCUGCGAGUACAUGGACAUCAACGUGACGGAUGCUGCGUGUAUUGGACUGAACGACAUGCAACUUGGUGACAAGACGCUUACUGUUCGUCGAGCGAUGUCGCAGGAGAACGCCAAGGCUGUCGCUAGCGCUGCAGGUACAGUGAACACGGGCUUGGAAAUGGGACUGGACCCGUCUCUUGCUGCGAUGCAGGCGAUGAGUAUGGCAGGGAUCCCGAGCGUGCCGCUCGGUACGCCUUCCCGUGUGAUUGUCCUGCUCAACAUGGUGACACCAGAGGAGCUUGAGGAUGAGGAAGAGUAUGCUGACAUUUUAGACGACAUCAAGGGCGAGUGUGAGCGCUUCGGAGCCGUUCCGUCAUUGUUGCUACCGCGCCCGCGUGACGGGGUCCUCAGUGCUGUCGGUAAGGUCUUCGUUGAGUUUGCCGAUGUGCAAUCGGCCCAAGCUGCGGCCACGGAGCUUCAUGGUCGAGGCUUCUCGAACAGAACUGUGGCUGUCGAAUUCAUGGACGAGGGCAAAUAUGCGCGUCGGGAGAUUUCUUAGUCGUGUAUGUUGAAGGUGGUCCUAGUAAGGUUUUCUUCCUUUGUUGCAUGUGAAGCGAUGCGAAGGGUAAAUACGUGGGAAACCCUUGUUACCAUGGCCAACGUGGCGAAAUCGGCAUUUACAGAGACGUACGUACGUGCUGCAUGUACGUGCUUUUCACUGGGACCUCUUGCAUAUUACUUCGAUAAUAAAUGCGUGUGGCUUCUUUUA
Messenger RNA from Phytophthora infestans T30-4, 1956 nucleotides. RefSeq names its product splicing factor U2af large subunit, putative. Gene Ontology annotation, cellular component: nuclear speck; commitment complex; nucleus. Gene Ontology annotation, biological process: mRNA processing. Gene Ontology annotation, molecular function: pre-mRNA 3'-splice site binding; poly-pyrimidine tract binding. Lineage: Eukaryota; Oomycota; Peronosporomycetes; Peronosporales; Peronosporaceae. The record is from RefSeq and is a predicted model, not a curated record. The transcript is spliced from 3 exons. The coding region runs from base 37 to 1746 and encodes 569 amino acids.